Ectocarpus siliculosus is the source of this 1790-nucleotide messenger RNA. The record is from the annotation of a GenBank genome assembly. Lineage: Eukaryota; Phaeophyceae; Ectocarpales; Ectocarpaceae.
AUGGUGUUCGGAGUCGGGUGGGAGACGAUGGUCGCCUUCCACCGCCGGAUGUCCCGAGUCUUCCUGGCGCUGGUCCUCGUGCACAUGGUCUUCUUCUGGGCGGUUUACGCCCAAGAGGGAGACUUCUGGCACGACUGGCCGAUCGCGAUACCCACCGACUACCAUCAGGACAACUGGACCAUACCCCUCGCCACCCUCACCACCUGGUUCAUGGUGAUCACUAUGUUCGGGCUCUCGGUGCAGUGGGUGCGACGGAAGCACUUCGAGGUGUUCUACUACUCCCACCACUUCUUCGUGGUAGUGUGGACGAUGAUGCUCUGGCACGCCGCGUCCGCUUGGUACUACAUCGCCGCCUCCAUCGCCCUCUGGCUGGUUGACCGUGCCAUCCGCUUUUCCAAGGGCCUUACAAUCGUCUCGGUGAAGGGUUUCGCUGCCGCGGGAGGCGUGACAAGGCUAGCCUACACCGUGGAGAGCGCAGGCGUCGGGCCUUGGGCGGGGUCGCCGAGGGCCAUGCUGCACGAGGCUGGGCAGUACGUUUUCAUUAAUGUGCCGGCGAUCAGCGUGGUCCAGUGGCACCCGUUCACCAUAUCCUCCUGCCCGGACGACCGGGAGACCACCCACCACAUCAAGGACAUGGGGCCCGACACCUUCACGGGGAAACUCAGAAUGCUCGCCACUCUUGGAAGCCAGAUCCAGGUCAACGUGGAUGGGCCGUAUGGAUUCCCUCUGGAGUACGAGCGGUAUCGCCUUCUCGUGCUGGUGGCUGGCGGAAUCGGUGUCACCCCCUGCAUCUCCAUCCUCAGACACCUGAGCCUGUUGGCUCGCGCCGGGUGCUUGGAGAACUGCCUCCAAGAGGGAGUCAAGCUGAUCUGGAGCACACGGUCGCCCGAGGAGAUGGUGAUGUUCGAAACCGAGCUGCAGGAUGUCAUUGGUUUGCCGGACGAGGAGGAGGAGGAAGCGGUUACCGUUGCCGCCGCCGCCGCCACCGCCGCCGCUUCGCCAGGGAGGCGGUUCUCCGUUCACCUGCACCUCACGUCAGCCUCGGGGGAAGACAACUAACUUGGAGGUAAAAGAGGGGGAUGGUUGCCAAAGAUAGAUGAAGUUCUUUGCGUGGAAUUGUGGUAGUAAGUGGUAUUUUAUGCUGGAAACACGUUUGUUUUGGGUUUGGAUUAUUUUCGCUCCGAAGCCGGCUAAGCACUCCUGCUGCGGGCAUGUUGUGGCGAGACCCUCCUCCCUCCCUAAACCGACAAAAAAAUGUCUUCCAACAAGUCGCGGGAAGGGAAGAAGAAGGUGUCCGUAGACGAAAAACUGGCGUGCAAGUCGUGGGUGAAGGUCUCCGUUAAAAUGGCGUACGUACGUAAGUAUUUGUGUGUGGGGGGGGUCUGCCUUCUUCGCAACUCGAAAAAUGGGGCGACGAUGAACGUCUGUUGACCGUGUACCGUGCGUGGUGUGUUACUCGCAGAGAUUCAUUCGCUCUUUAUUUUUCUUUUCUUUUUUCCGGACAGGAUGGGAUUGUCCGAUGAGAGCCAGACGGACGGGGCCGGGCGAACGAUAGGCCGUAGCAGCAUGUUUUUCGUUUUUUUUUUUACCGAGCAACGUCGACGACGACGACGGGUUGCAGAGUUUGCCAGGUGGCCGAUGACGUGAUGUCGUCGGGAUCGAAGAGGACUCCAUCCAAGUACGCCAGGGGGGAGGGGUGGAUCGGGGGCCUCAGGGAGAGGAACUCUUCUUGUGUGACCACGAAUUGGACGGCUCCUAGAAAAUAUCCGGAGGGCAUGAUGUGAGCGCUG